Molecule: messenger RNA, 1033 nt
Organism: Prorocentrum cordatum
Lineage: Eukaryota; Dinophyceae; Prorocentrales; Prorocentraceae
Source: the annotation of a GenBank genome assembly
CGCUCAAUGAUAAAUUAGCGUGGCGAAUAUGACCCUACCAUAUGCCGCUACGGGGGCCGCAAGACAGGUGAUACGAAGGAAAGGCGCGAUCAAACUACGGGUGUGUACCAUAAAAGCAGAGACAUGCGGAGGGCAGAGGCACGCAUCAGAGGAGGAAGGAGGAGCGAAUGAGACGCGGGGCGCUGCUGAUCCAAAAAGGAGACGCAACACCACAUGAUGCUUGGGAACAACGUGCCAGCGUCGAAAGGCGCGAAAUGCGCACUUCAAUUAGAACAAACAUUGGUGCUGGGCAAGGGGCACUAUACUUAUCAUGAUUCCGAAUUCAGAACUCAAAAACAAGACUCCGCACCGCGGAGACACUUCCGCAUCCCGAAUCUCCAGCGGAGGAGCCCCGCGCAGCGCCCGCGCUUUGGCGGGAGGGAGGGGGAGGGGCCGACGCGAGGAGGCGGCCGCCCCGCCCUGCCACGCGCAGGGAGGGGCAGCGACAGGGGGGGGCGAGCUGGCCCAGGAGGCGAAACGUCGAGCUGGCAUCGGGCCUUCGCGCAGGGCCUCGGUGCGGAGGGCGGGGGCGGCCCCCGGCCGCAGAGGGGAGGGCCCGCGGCGAGCUCGGCCCCGGCGCGCGCCGCGGCCGGCUCGGCCGGCGAAUUCCUGGCAGGGGGCCAGUGGGCCGAGAGAGGAGGAGGAGGAGGAGGAGAAAAAUGCGACGUCGGGGGCCAGGGGACAGCACGGAGGCGCCCGGCGGCAGCCAGGCGAAGGAGGCCCGUCUCUACUCCGGGCAGCCUGGGCCGCGCGAGCGUGCACGGGCGCCGCGGCCGAGAGGAGCAGCGUCUCUCGGGUCGGCCGGGGCAGGGGGGAAGAUCCGACGCCGCGGGCAAGCUGCCGCAUCGCAGGACAUAGCGCCCAGAGCCUGAAGAUCCUCGCCCAACGCUCGAUGCCUGGCCUUCGUCCGGCCCGACUCUCCACGGCGGGGCGCGCGGGCCCCGGCGCCCGCGCCGCCGCGUGCGCGGGGGGUGCGGCGGCGGCUCUCCCCCCA